AUGAUGAAGAUUCUCGGCGGCCACCACCUUCGCGACAUGAGCCCGUUCCCGAACCUUGUGCGCGAAAGAUGGGGCGACCUCCCGGGAAGCACUCUCUACAACUUCCUUCCCUCGGUGGGCAUCCGCACUACCAGCAAGGCCGAGGACGAGACCCUGUGCCUCGCGGGCGUUCUGGGGCUCGACGUCCAGCCACUCCUAGAAUGCGACAAAACCGACCGGAUGAAAACCUUCUUGUCGCUCCUGGACACCAUUCCACCAGAUCUGAUCUUUGCACCGGGCCCCAGGUUGCAGGACGCCGGAUACGGGUGGGCGGCGACGUCUUUCUUGGGCGCUAUCCACGAGCCAUUGACGCAGCUCAUACAAGCUUCUCAGCUCCUUCAGCCAGGCCUGCUACAGGCCCGGGGCCUGAGGGUCGUGCUACCUGGGCUGAGGGUGAGGAAUUCGGUACUGCCGGAGAGCGAUGUCGUGUUCGCAUUUGACGGAUAUUCACGGAUGAAGCUCCAACUCACGCCAGGAGGACGAUGGAGCACGUACAACGAAUCAGACGGUCUGAUGGUGGUUAUGUCACAAUAUACAGAAAGGGGCGCCGUGGUGCUGUUAGAAGAGAGGCAGGAGGGGACAUGGUAUGUGAAAUUCCAGGAGCUGCUUACGGUUGAGGUCUACGAGAAGGGGUUUGAGCCGUCCGUAUCUGCGGAGGAGCUGGAUGAUGACACUGUAUGGUGCGUCAAUUGA
This is a messenger RNA of Aspergillus luchuensis, 732 nucleotides long. RefSeq lists its product as uncharacterized. NCBI's taxonomy places the organism in Eukaryota, Fungi, Ascomycota, Eurotiomycetes, Eurotiales, Aspergillaceae. The transcript has a single exon. The record is from RefSeq and is a predicted model, not a curated record. The coding region runs from base 1 to 732 and encodes 243 amino acids.